This is a messenger RNA of Coffea eugenioides, 3863 nucleotides long. Its product is annotated as DExH-box ATP-dependent RNA helicase DExH17. The record is from RefSeq and is a predicted model, not a curated record. Lineage: Eukaryota; Viridiplantae; Streptophyta; Magnoliopsida; Gentianales; Rubiaceae. Gene Ontology annotation, molecular function: ATP binding; nucleic acid binding. The coding region runs from base 1 to 3639 and encodes 1212 amino acids. The transcript has 27 exons.
AUGGAUAACUACACGCUGAAAUCAGUGUUGGAUUUACCUGCUCCUUUUCAUUCAAUCUAUGGUUUCAGAUACUUUAACUCAUUGCAGAGUGAAUGCUUCUCCGCUUGUUACCUUUCGGACAUAAACAUGGUUAUUUCAGCUCCUACUGGAAGUGGAAAAACGGUGCUCUUUGAGUUGUGCAUCCUGAGGGUUUUUUCGAGGUUCAUCUCUGCGGAGGAAAAACUGAUUCAUUUAAAGGGGACAAUGAAAACCGUCUAUGUAGCUCCAUCAAAGGCUUUAGUACAAGAGAAACUUCAUGAGUGGAACCAAAAGUUUGGGUCAUGGGGUAUUAAUUGCCUGGAACUGACUGGUGACAAUGAACAUUACAACAUGAGGAACAUACAGGAUGCAGACAUUAUUCUUACCACCCCUGAGAAGUUUGAUGCUGUAACUCGUUAUCGCAUAAAAGAUGGGGGCUUGGGCUUUUUUGGUGAUAUAGCCCUUGUGCUUAUAGACGAAGUUCAUCUGUUGAACGAUCCUCGUGGAGCAGCUUUGGAAGCAAUAGUUAGUCGGAUCAAAAUGCUUGCUCGCAAAACUGAAAUGAAAUCAAGUCCUCUAGCCCAUGUCCGCUUUCUUGCUAUAUCUGCUACCAUUCCAAAUAUUGAUGAUCUUGCUGAAUGGUUAAUGGUUCCCAAUCAAGGAAUUAAAAGGUUUGGGGAAGAAAUGAGGCCUGUAAAGUUGACUACCAAAGUCUUGGGAUACACCCCAGCAAAAAACGACUUCUUGUUUGAGAAGCGGCUUCAGAACUACAUAUUCGAUAUAUUAAUGCAAUAUUCUAGAGGGAAAUCUGCACUUGUCUUUUGCUCAACUAGAAAAGGAGCACAAGAAGCAGCUCAACGACUGGCACAAAUAGCAAUGACCUAUGGUCAUUCAAACCCUUUCACCAAAAGCAGAGAACAAGAGGAAAGGCUAAGGGAUGCUUCACUAUCAUGCAGUGACAAACAAAUGCAAUCUUACAUCCUCUAUGGUGUUGGUUAUCACAAUGGCGGACUUUCCAUGAAGGAUCGGAACCUUAUAGAAGGUCUUUUCUUGAAUGGCGAUCUGCAAAUUCUCUGCACAACAAAUACGCUUGCCCUCGGAGUCAACCUACCAGCUCACACUGUAGUAAUUAAGUCAACCCAGCACUUUAACAAGGAAAAGGGGAAAUAUAUGGAAUAUGACCGAUCCAUGAUACUGCAGAUGUGUGGAAGGGCAGGCCGUCCUCCAUUUGAUGACACUGGGACGGUUAUAAUCAUGACCAGGAAAGAAACGGUACAUUUGUAUGAAAAUCUGUUGAAUGGAUGCGAAAUGGUGGAAUCACAAAUGCUUCCAUGCAUGACCGAGCACCUAACUGCCGAGAUAGUUCAACUGACCAUCUCAGAUAUAACAAAGGCAAUUGAUUGGAUGAAAUGCUCAUAUUUGUAUGUGAGAAUGAAAAAGAACCCUGAGAUUUAUUCAGUGAAGAAAGGGCUCCCUGCUAACCGCAUUGAGAAGCAUAUGCAAGAAAUUUGUGUUCAAAAGAUUAAUGAGUUAUCACGCUAUCAAAUGAUCUGGACUGACGAAGACGGUUUCCUAUUAAAGCCACUAGAGCCUGGAAAGUUGAUGACAAAAUAUUAUCUGAAAUUUGAUACAAUGAAGCAUAUUAUGCUGGCACCUGCUAACUGCAGUAUAGAAGAUGCACUUCACGUAAUUUGCCGUGCAGAAGAAUUUGCCUGGAUACAACUCAGGCGCAAUGAGAAGAGACUAUUAAAUGACAUAAACAUUGACAAAGAUGGUCGGCUCCGCUUUCAUAUCCUUGAUGAUAAAGGAAAAGUGAAGAAGCGGGUUCAAACCAGAGAAGAAAAGAUAUUCAUUCUGGCAAAUGACUGCCUGACUGGGGAUCCUUUAGUACAUGAUUUAUCAAUGAGCCAGGACAUGAACUCUACAUGCGCAAAUGGGUGUAGAAUUGCAAAGUGCAUGAAAGACUACUUUAUCCAUAAAAAGAAUUAUAAGGGUGCACUAAAUUCAUCACUUCUGGCAAAAUCUUUACAUCAGAAACUCUGGGAUGAUAGUCCAUACUUGCUGAAACAAUUACCAGGCAUUGGGUUGGUGACUGCUAAGGCACUUCACUCAAUGGGCGUAAAUUCUUUUGAAACCUUUUCUGGUGCCGAUCCAAGGAAGAUAGAGAUAGUCACCGGUAGAAAAUUCCCUUUUGGUAACCACAUUAAGGAGUCGUUGCUAUCUCUGCCACCAAAUGUUGAGAUGAAAUUUGAGGAGACCACGUGCCAAAAGCAAGGGAAGUUCCAGCUAGUGGUAACACUAACCAGGCUAUCAGAAUCGGCACAACUAACUAAACGACAUUAUGCUGACAUGAUAGUUAGCAUUGAAGAUGACAACAUUAUCCUGUUCCAUGAAAAGAUAAGAGUGGAUGAAUUUUUGAGCCCAUAUAGUGCGAUAAUUCUACUACCAAGCCAUCAUCAAGGAAAACUCACUGUAAAUGCCGAUCUCAUGUUUGAAGAAUUCCUUGGUAUUGAUAUUCAUCAAAGCAUCAUAAUAAGAAAGGAGAAUGACUUCAAUGCUGCUCACAAGCAUGCAUCCAAGUAUGCUUACACCCCUCAGCAUAAAGAUGUGUGCAUCAUAAAAGAUGGCAAUGAUUGUCCAUCUCAAGCACUAGCUGGAGUGCCUAAUUCAAAUGAAUCCAAAGAACCGGCAGAUAAUAUGCCCACUUUCAGACUUCUAGAUGAAGACUCAGACGAAGGUGCAUCUCGUGUCGACACCGAGGAUGAUGAAUGCAAGAUUAUCACUGAAAAAACAGUAUUUGACCACAUACGAGAGAAGGCUAAGACUUUUCCUGCUUUGGAAAUCUCCAACAAUGCAUGUUCCCCCUCACUGGAGACCUUAACACUCAUCAGAAAGCGAACUCGUGAGAAGCAACUUGAACUUGAUAAUUCCUUUGAGAUCCUGGAAGAAAAGGGUACAAGUAAAGAUUCUCACGAGAUUCUGGUUAUUCCAACCGCUGAAUCAGGUGACCUGGAACCAUUCGUUGACAAAGAUGCAACUCCAGGCAAUUUUCUUGUGAGCAACACAGGUAACUGUCGUCCUGUACGUGAAGAUUUUGAACCUGAAACACUUGAUGAAGGAUCAAUUUUUGACCAUAUACGAGAAAAAGCUAAAACCUUCCCACUGCUUGGAAAUUUGAAGACUACUGAAUUCAAGAAUAGGUCUAAUCAUUUUAAUUCUGGAAAUGAGGGAACUGAAGUCCGUAGUCUUUACGAAGCCCCGCAAGAUCCUGUGAUUAUUUCACAUCCAGAUGCCAUGAGAAGAAUACCAACCGCUAAAGGAGUUACAGAGCAGGAAGACUUUCUGUUUUCUGGCAACUCGAGAGACAUUGGUGACAAAAUAGCUAUUGAUUCCAAAGCUACACUAAAUAUUAGCAAAGAGGCAAGAUCAAAUGAAGAGCCUGCUCCUGGGAUUCCGUUGGUAAGAAGACUAGUGAAACCUGUAGCUUGCACAGAGAGCAAUCAGCUUCGACCAUCUUCUCAAGCUUUACUUCACAGACAGUGUUCUUUAUUUGUGAAAUCGGGAGAGGUCAAGAAAGAAAAUUCCUUCCUAGGAUUUGAAAGUGUGUUUUCGUUUCUUUAAUUUGUUGCACUGCACAAGAUAUUUUCAGAAACUCAAUGAAGAAUGGUUCCAUUUAUUGGGUUCUCUAAUUUUGGCUGAAGGGUUCUGAUGCAGCAAGCGGAAUCGAAGUGAUCAAUUGUAAGGGACAGUAUGUGAGAGCCCUCUUCAUUUGCCCUUUUGUAGAACUUUACAACGCUUGAAGACUGUCGUUCAGCUGGCACUAUAGCUCGCCUUAUUUCUGUGAA